CCAUUUUUCUCUCCCGGUUAGCAUAUCGUCUCGAGUACGCAAUUAUAAGACGAAGUCACGUAGUUUUCUUCACUCGUGUCUUGUAACAUAAAAUAAUCAUGGCCCCACCAUCAUACACUGAAUUAGGCAAAAAUGCUCGCGAUUUAUUUACCGAUGGAUAUCACUUUGGUCUUAUUAAGUUAGAUAUAAAAUCAAAGACCAAAUCUGGUGUAGAAUUUGGUACUGGUGGGGUGUCUAAUCAGGAUAGUGGAAAAGUAUUUGGUACUUUGGAAACCAAGUACAAAAUUGAUGAUUAUGGGUUAAAAUUUAGUGAAAAAUGGAACACAGAUAAUACACUUGCUACUGAUGUUACUUUUGCUGACAAAUUGCUCAAAGGUCUUACCCUUGGCUAUGGCUGCACUUUCUCCCCACAAACAGGGACCAAGACUGGAAAGUUAAAGACAGCUUACAAACAAGAUAAUGUAUCAGCAAAUGCUGAUUUUGAUCUUAGUUUGUCUGCGGGUCCUCUUGUAAAUGCAUCAACUGUUGUAGGAUAUCAAGGAUGGCUGGCUGGUUACCAGGCCUGUUUUGAUACACAAAAUAAUAAACUCACAAAGAAUAACUUUGCACUGGGAUACAUUGCCUCUGAUUUCACUCUCCAUGCUGCAGUAAACAAUGGCUGUGACUUUAGUGGCCUCAUUUAUCAUAAGGUAAAACCAGAACUGGAAGGAGCAAUUAAUCUUGAAUGGAAUUCAAGUAAUAAUGUUACACAAUUUGGAAUUGCUACCAAAUACAAACUUGAUUCAGAUGCAUCUGUCAGAGCUAAAGUCAAUUCUAAUCUUCAAGUAGGUUUGGGAUAUCAACAAAAGUUACGUGAUGGUAUAACUUUGACACUAUCUACAAAUAUUGAUGGAAAGAACUUUGGUUCUGGUGGACACAAGGUUGGUCUUGCAUUAGAUCUUGAGGCUUAAAUCUGAUUGAUCACAGACACAAAAGGACUUGACUCACUGAAAGGUCAUUUCAUGACCUUUGUGUCAUAAAAGCAGCAUCACAGUACAUGCUUCAGUUAAAAUAUUGCCUAUAAAAUAUAGAUAGGUUUAUCCCAAAAUAGAUGCCACGAAAUAUCAUGCAUCAUUUAAAAAUAGUUAAAGGAGCAUUAGUUUAAAAUAUACACAAUUAUGAGUAUAAAUAUGGUAUAGUAACAAUACCUUCUCAUAAACAGUGCGAUUCAUAACUCCUUAAAUGAAACAAAAGUGUACCAUCCUUUCCUCCAUAAUUCGUUUACGUUUAAUAUGGUGCAGCCAUACUAAUUCCUGUGGAAAGUUUCCAAUCUAAUGAUAUGAAAGAUUGCUCUAAACUUAAAAACAAAAAAUACAGACAUAGACAGUGUUGAUUACAAAUACUGGUGAAGUUAAAUUAGAAAUAAAAUGUGUUUAAAUUUUC
Megachile rotundata (alfalfa leafcutting bee) is the source of this 1422-nucleotide messenger RNA. Its product is annotated as voltage-dependent anion-selective channel. Lineage: Eukaryota; Metazoa; Arthropoda; Insecta; Hymenoptera; Megachilidae. The record is from RefSeq and is a predicted model, not a curated record. Gene Ontology annotation, biological process: monoatomic anion transmembrane transport. Gene Ontology annotation, cellular component: mitochondrial outer membrane. Gene Ontology annotation, molecular function: voltage-gated monoatomic anion channel activity.